AUGUCUGAAGUCGAGCUUUCUCGUUCUGAAAAGAAAAAACACAAGAAAAAAACCCAAGAAACCGAAACAGACACAAACCCAACAGACACGGACAAAGAUUUCAUGAUCAAACCUCAAAACUUCACCCCAACAAUCGACACUUCACAGUGGCCAAUCCUUUUGAAAAACUAUGACAGACUCAAUGUAAGAACUGGACACUACACUCCACUUCCGUCCGGUCACUCUCCUCUCAAGCGUCCACUUGCUGAUUACAUCAGGUACGGUAUUAUGAAUCUUGAUAAACCAGCAAACCCUUCAUCACAUGAAGUUGUUGCUUGGAUUAAGAGGAUUUUACGUGUCGAAAAAACUGGUCAUAGUGGUACUUUAGACCCUAAAGUUACUGGUAAUUUGAUUGUUUGCAUUGAUAGAGCUACUAGACUUGUUAAAUCUCAACAAGGUGCUGGAAAAGAGUAUGUUUGUAUUGCUAGGUUGCAUGAUAAGGUCCCUGAUGUUGCUAAAGUAGCGAGAGCGUUAGAGACGCUUACGGGGGCAGUUUUUCAGAGGCCUCCCCUGAUUUCUGCUGUUAAAAGACAGCUUAGAAUUAGGACAAUUUAUGAGAGUAAGUUGUUGGAGUAUGAUGCAGAUAAGCAUUUGGUUGUUUUUGGAUUUCGUGUGAGGCGGGGACUUAUGUUAGGACUAUGUGUGUGCAUUUGGGGUUGA
Molecule: messenger RNA, 699 nt
Organism: Dovyalis caffra
Lineage: Eukaryota; Viridiplantae; Streptophyta; Magnoliopsida; Malpighiales; Salicaceae
Source: the annotation of a GenBank genome assembly